Molecule: messenger RNA, 726 nt
Organism: Trypanosoma brucei brucei TREU927
Lineage: Eukaryota; Euglenozoa; Kinetoplastea; Trypanosomatida; Trypanosomatidae
Exons: 1
Coding region: 1-726 (241 amino acids)
Biological process (GO): protein neddylation; positive regulation of ubiquitin-protein transferase activity
Cellular component (GO): ubiquitin ligase complex
Molecular function (GO): cullin family protein binding; ubiquitin conjugating enzyme binding; ubiquitin-like protein binding
Source: RefSeq, a predicted model, not a curated record
AUGAGCUGGAGGGUUUCCUGCAAGACUGCACUGUUGGAUGAACUCUUCACAUACAUCGCUGGGAAAACUGAUGCGAACACAUUACAAAAGGAAUGUGUUUUAGCUCUGCCACAACUGGAAACAUUGGCAAAGAUGUUAGGUUUUUCACUAGAUGACAUGUCAAUGUACCGCUUGGCGUGGAGCUGGUCGUGCGAGGCGCCACUGUGCAUUCGAAAAAGUGAAUUUGUGAAUGGGAUGAAUGCCAUUUGUAGUGGCGUGAAGCUUUCCGCCACCGCGACUUCCUCCACAUGCUCGGCGUCACCGGUUAAAUCACCCAAGAAGGAAUUUGAGCCAAUUCUCUUGGCGUUGCGGAACCAUGUUGAAACUCUGGAUGGUGCGUUGCGCGGUGAUGUGACAAAGUUUAGACAUUUUUACCGCUUCAUUUACAAGUGGGUUCAGUCUCCUUUAACGAUGGAGAGGAAUAUGGGUCAAGUAGGAAUGUCCAUCGAAACCGCUGUGGAAUUAUGGCGGAUGCUUUUUCCACACUACAGGGAGUUUAAACGAUUGGAUGACUGGAUAACAUUCUGUAUGAGUAAAAAGCUUUUCCCUCACGGGAUCAUUAGUCGAGAUUUGUGGGAGCAGUUGCUGGAGUUCACCUUUGUGACAGACUACAGCAAGUAUGAUGUUAGUGAUGCAUGGCCCAGUGCAAUGGAUGAUUUUGUUGAGUACGUUAAAUCAAAAGUGUGA